Ictalurus punctatus (channel catfish) is the source of this 2369-nucleotide messenger RNA. It is a transcript of the gene hcn5, whose product is annotated as hyperpolarization activated cyclic nucleotide-gated potassium channel 5. Gene Ontology annotation, biological process: transmembrane transport; monoatomic ion transport. Gene Ontology annotation, molecular function: monoatomic ion channel activity. NCBI's taxonomy places the organism in Eukaryota, Metazoa, Chordata, Actinopteri, Siluriformes, Ictaluridae. The record is from RefSeq and is a predicted model, not a curated record. The transcript is spliced from 10 exons. Gene Ontology annotation, cellular component: membrane. The coding region runs from base 279 to 1847 and encodes 522 amino acids.
CUGCAUUUCAGGUGUGCUUCAUUCAGGUACACAUGAUGCGGAGAUGCUGAAUAGUUGAUGAGAGAGUCGAGUCUGCCAGUGAUGAAGGGAAGGAGAGAAUGGAAAGUCUUGUGUUUGCGAUCCUCUUUGCUACCCUACUUGGACAAACAAGAGUGCUGGAAGAAUUACUGUAUGUGUGAGCAAGUAAUAGGGAAGAAAGGCAAGAUCAGCAUAAAAGAAGUCCAGAAAUAAAAUUGCCAGAGGGGAGCAGUGAUGUCAAAAGUGGUUUCGUGAUCAGCAUGCUUAGUCAGGGACCAGAGAUGGAAAAGCAAGCACCUGGGUCCCACGGAUGCUUUAGCUGGGAUGCAUGGAGAAAUCUGCUGCUGCCCCAGUUAAACAGGCAAUCUCUGUAUGUGUACGGCAGCGAAGUGGCUGUGGAGAAGGAGUGUAUCAGACAAAGAGAGAGAGGAGUCUUUGUCAUUCAUCCGUUCAGUCCUUUAAGGAGUUACUACAUAAUGUGCAUGGUGGCCAUAACAUUUCUGAACCUCAUUGGGAUCCCGAUAGAGAUUGCUUUUUUGGACGGUCAAGGCGGAGUGGGCUGGGAGGGAUUUAACGUCUUCUCCGAUACUCUGUUCCUUGUCGACGUGGGACUCAACUUUCGCAUGGGGUUCAUUUCCGAGGACAACGAGGCGGUCAUUCUCGAUCUGAAAUCCAUUCGCCAAAAUUAUCUAAAGAGUUGGUUUAUACCAGACAUGAUCGCAGCAUUUCCAGUGGGCUACAUCUUGCUAAUUGCGGAUCUGCAAUAUCAUGACGAUUCCCCAUCUUCUAAAGCUAGUAAAAUGGUGAGGAUCCUUAUGUUCGUGCGGAUCCUCAGCCUGGUGCGUCUGCUACGUGUCUCUCGCCUGGUCCGCUUCUUUAACGAAGUGGAGAAAGUCUCGAAUGCCAAUCUGGAGGUAGUUCGAGUUUUGUUCAGAAUCCUGUCUCUGUUCAUGAUGAUUUUUCUGCUCUGCCACUGGAACGGCUGCGUGCAGUAUUUUGUUCCGAUGCUGGAAGAGUUUCCGUCAGACUGCUGGGUCCGACGAGAAAACCUCAUGAAUGCUACAGUGGGGGAGAAAUAUUCCUUUGGUGUCUUUCGGGCACUCUCACACAUGACGGCAAUAUCGUACGGUUCCUCGGACACACCGACAAAUGAGGUCGAGCUGUGGAUCGUCAUGACCAGCAUUAUGUCAGGAGCUCUAAUGUACACUGUGCUGGUUGCCAACACAGUCGCUCUAAUGACUGAUGCAGACCUCACAACGAAAGCAUACAAGAACAAGUUGAAUCUUCUGGAAAUCUACAUGACCUCGAUGAAGCUUCCCAAAGAGCUGCGUAUGCGCAUCAGAAAUUACUUUCAGUCUCGCUAUGGGGGAAAGUGGUAUGAUGAAAAGGAUGUAUUAAACUGGGUGUCUUCAUCCAUUAAGGAGGAGAUCUUGAUGAUCAUGUGCUCGGGCCUUGUGAGAAGAGUCCCCCUCUUUUCCAACUGUGAAAUAAACUUCAUCAACGCCAUCCUUUUCCAACUGCAAUAUGAGGUGUUUCAAGAGGGUGACGUCAUCGUAUAUCAGAACACCCCUGGUGAUCGCAUGUUCUUCAUCGAGCGUGGACAGGUUGUCGUGGAGACAGAGAAUUAUCAGAUAGAGCUAUGUGAUGGGGGCUACUUUGGAGAGACAUGUCUCAUGACCAGAGGAAAACAUCUGGCUACAGUGCGAGCUCAGACUAUAUGCCAGGUCUUUUCUCUGUCUUCAGACAGUUUUUACAAAGUGCUUGAAGACUUCCCAGAGGUUAUGAAGGACAUGAAGAGAACAACCAAGGAGGCCAUCAAUUUUAUUUGAUGUCCUCAAACAUGUCUAAGCUUUAGACUAGGGGUUCCCGGCAUCACAUCAUGGAUGAGUACAUGAGGCUGAGUGUAUCAUAACUGAGAUUUCCAAAUGACAUUUAGACUCCUCUGGGUCAUCAUUUAAAGUGAUGAUUAUUUGCUUGUGAUCUGAAUGUAAAAAAAAAACCAAACAUAUUUAGUCUUACUGCCUAGAGUGCCUGUAAAUACUGCUCUCCUUUUGUCUGUAGGGAAGAAACGUUUUGUAGUCCUCGCUUUACGGUAAUGAGCAGCACUCUUUCAGGUGCACACAGCACAGAUCACUUUUAUUGAUUUUAAAAGUGUAAAAUGCGCACAUAUAAAUAUAUAUUUGUUGCAUGUGGAUAAAUUGUAUCGACAUUUAAUGAUUAAUACAAUGUUUAGAUGCUUAACAUGCAUAGCUUUUCUUUGCUAAUUCUGCCUAGCAACUAAUCAGACUCAGAUUCAGAGAACUGAUUGUUUGAUUUGUUGGAUAUAUUAAUAAAUGCUUGUUCAGAUUAAA